GUGCUCCCCACCCCCACCUCCCCCCUCCUCUUCCGCAAAGGGCGGGAAACCGUGCCGCCAUGGAGGACAUCCAUGAGGUGCCGCGGCCGCGCAUAGCCACCAGCCACCUGGCGCAGCACAUCGGGAAGCCCGUCUGCUUCGUGGGCCGCGUCGAGAAGAUUCAUCCUACUGGGAAGCUUUUCGUGCUUUCGGAUGGAAAAGGAAAACAUGCAACUGUGGAGUUGAGCGAGCCUCUAGACGAAGAGAUCUCGGGAGUUAUUGAAGUAGUGGGAAGAGUAACAAAUCAGGCAACCAUCAUGUGUGCAUCCUAUGUCCAGUUCAGAGAAGACAAAAGUCCGUUUGAUAUGGAACUCUACAAUGAAGCACUAAAAAUUAUCCAUGAAUUCCCUGAAUACUUCCCAUUUGGUACUGGGAAGAACACUUGAUUUUUCUUAACAUAUAUUUAGGGCCUCAGAGAGUGCAACAGUACUGUAGCUUUCUUGCCUGGCAGCAUGAUAACAGUUGCAUUUUAUUUACAACAAAUUACUGAAAAGAUGCUGUUACAUGUGCCAUGUAUUGCCAGUGAAGAAUGUUUUCUUUGAAAAUGUACUUAGCAAGAAGGAGAACACUUCUGUGGCUCUCGGUGUCUGUAUAUGUUUAACCAUUUUGCAUCCAUGAGGAGUGUUCUCUUGCAGGAUUGGAUUUGAUAGAAGCUGAAGUUUUGUAGGCAUCUUUUUGUUGUUGCUAGAGGUUCUAGGACACUUUAUAGGAAACUCACACUGAAGGUACUUGGUGGGGUUUUAAUGUAAAGAUUUUUUUAUUGUAUUUCCUUUGAUACAAACUUACUGAAGGGGUGUGUGUGUAUUGUAUUUUGCAUCUUGACAAUGGUCUCUUCCCCAAUAAAAAAGAUCUGACUACAUUUAA
Falco peregrinus (peregrine falcon) is the source of this 903-nucleotide messenger RNA. It is a transcript of the gene RPA3, whose product is annotated as replication protein A3. Gene Ontology annotation, biological process: mismatch repair; DNA replication; base-excision repair. The transcript is spliced from 4 exons. Gene Ontology annotation, molecular function: single-stranded DNA binding; damaged DNA binding. NCBI's taxonomy places the organism in Eukaryota, Metazoa, Chordata, Aves, Falconiformes, Falconidae. Gene Ontology annotation, cellular component: site of double-strand break; nucleus; DNA replication factor A complex. The record is from RefSeq and is a predicted model, not a curated record. Bases 60 to 425 code for a protein of 121 amino acids.